UUCAGUGCGAUCCAGCUGAGUGGGUGAAAAAACCAAGGGAGUGAGAGAAAGAGAGAGAACAGAGAGAGAGAGGCAGCUUGUAGAAGGCAGCAGUCAAUCACUCAGCAUAGGCAGCCAGAGAGAGAGAGAGAGAGAGAGAGAGAGAGAGAGAGAGAGAGAAGGAGAGCGAGAGAAGGGGAGAGAGUGCAAGAGAUUGGAGAAGCAGCCAGUCGUUCGUCCCUCACUCUGAGGCUCGAAGUUUAUAAGCAGCCAGGCAGAUUUUCUUGGCUCAGAUGCAGCGCUCAUGACAGGAUUAGGAGCCGGGGACACGGGACCAACCGGAGAUCUGCAGGUCCAAGUGGACAAGCCCGAGCCAGGUUCUCUGCCUGCACAGCUGUGACCGGCCUCCUGUGUCCAACACAGUGUUCCGAGGUUGACCUGAUUACCAAGAGGCCUCCUAUUCCUCUCCUCUCCUCUCCUCUCCUCUGCCGCCAUGCGUCUCCUCGCCACCCUCCUCCUGUUGCUGCUGCUGCGGUCAGCUGAGCCCCGGAGAGGCCCUCGGUCGGGGGCAGCGGCGAGGGGAGCCGGGGGCCGUGUCCGGGGCAGAGGCAGGGCCGCGGUGACGAGGCGUCAGGCGCAGGAGUGCAAGGAGUACAUGGAGGCCGGAGAGAAGUACCUGGACUGCCAGGACAGGCAGCUGACCACCGUGAUGCAGGACUGGCCCAAAGAUAUUCACCACCUGCUGCUGGCGAGAAAUAGGUUUCAGGUUUUGAGGGACAACAUGUUUUCCCAGUUCACCCAGCUGAAGAGCCUGGACCUCCAGCAGAACGACAUCUCCAUGGUGGAGGACGGAGCGUUCAGCGGCCUCUCCCAGCUCACCACGCUGCUCCUCCAGCACAACGGACUGAGAACAGCCACCGAGGAGGUCCUGCUCCCUCUGCCCCGCCUUACCUACCUCCGUCUCUAUGACAACCCCUGGGACUGCCUCUGCCCAUUGGACAGCUUCAUCAGGACCCUGCAGGUGCCCAGCAACCGCAACCUGGGCAACUAUGCCAAGUGUGCGGAGCCCGAGUCGCUGAGGGGCCAGAAGCUGAAGAUGCUGAGACUGGAGUCGCUGUGUGCGGACAGGAGGCCAGGGGUUGGAGGUGGGGGAACGAGGCCUCCGCCGAUCAAAGCGAAGCCUGAGAUCACGUUCUUGUGCCACACCUACAUGUUCCCCAGACCUCUGUUGGACUGCAGCAGCAAAGAUUUGAAUUACAUCCCAACUGACCUGCCGUCUGACAUCGUGAAGAUGGAUCUGUCCAGGAACAGCAUCAAACAUCUCAGGCCCAAACACUUCCUGCUGUCCAAGGACCUCAAGCUGCUCAACCUUAGCGGCAACGGCCUGCAACACAUAGACAAAGCUUCAUUCGCGGGCCUGCUGUACCUCCGUGAGCUUGACUUGUCCAACAACAGCCUCCAUUACUUCCAGUACGGUGUGCUGGAGGAUCUGUACUUCCUACGGAAGCUCUCGCUGGACAACAACCCCUGGAUCUGCGACUACAACAUCCACUACCUGGUCUACUGGCUCAAGCACCACCCGGGCGUCUUCCACACUGGCCUGAUCUGCUCUGAGCCACAGGAGUUCAGGGGCUGGCGCGUCGAGGAUUACGUCAAGACCUACAAUGGGGAAUGUCCCAAGGACAAGCAAAAUGGCGUGAAUGGAAUGGAUACUGGACAGGGAGGACAAGUGGGGACAGACAAUGACGCCCAAGAAGUGAUGGGGGAGACGGCUGAGGGGCAGGGUGAGAGUCUGUCUCAGCCGCUGAAAAAGAAGCCCAACAAGUUUGAGAUCAUUAGGCUGAGCUAGAGUGGUCUGGACUGGUGUGGUGCGGUAUGGAGAGAGGAUUGUUGGCAGUCUGUGGACAGACUGAAGAAUGGAUUAAUACAGGUAGAUUCAGUGAUUUGAUGUUUAAAGAAAAUGUGACAUGUAAAAGUACAAUUUUGGGAUGAAAUCCAUUAUUUGAACUUGAGAUGUCUUUUUAGAAAUCAUCAUUUUCCAUCUUGUGUGGACGGUAUAAAAAAAAA
Acanthopagrus latus (yellowfin seabream) is the source of this 2046-nucleotide messenger RNA. RefSeq names its product leucine rich repeat containing 17 (gene lrrc17). Gene Ontology annotation, cellular component: plasma membrane. The record is from RefSeq and is a predicted model, not a curated record. Gene Ontology annotation, molecular function: protein binding. The coding region runs from base 473 to 1828 and encodes 451 amino acids. NCBI's taxonomy places the organism in Eukaryota, Metazoa, Chordata, Actinopteri, Spariformes, Sparidae. The transcript has 5 exons.